This is a messenger RNA of Rangifer tarandus platyrhynchus (Svalbard reindeer), 321 nucleotides long. Lineage: Eukaryota; Metazoa; Chordata; Mammalia; Artiodactyla; Cervidae. The record is from the annotation of a GenBank genome assembly.
AUGAAAACCCAGGUGUUUCAGAGAAGGGAAAGCAUUGUCAUUGCCAUGUGCUCUGUGGUCCUGCCUUUGUCUUUCUUGGUACUGAUGGACUUUGCUUUAAGGCCCCAAGCAAGAAUGCCUGCUGGAUAUGGGGGUGCACAGAAAGAAGAGGCUGAUUCCUUGGAAAGGGAUGGGUUGCAGGGUCUAAAACGUCCUCUUCUAUAUAGUCAAGGAGCCUGUGGACUGGACAUGGAAGAAAGCACCCCAGCCCUGACACUGUCUGCACCGGGCAGCCACAGGCUGGGUGCUCCAUCACGCUGCUGCAUCCUCUCCCACCUGUAA